AUGGGUUUCAUUGCAUCUGUAGCCCGCUGCGUGCGAGACAACAGGCUCUCGCGGAGAUUGUCCAAUGCGAAACCACAACGUCUCGACGAUGAUGUGAAUGAUUUGAUCAAAACUACCUCCCAAUCGGCGUCCCUUGCUCCAGCAGAGAGCAUCGCAUCGGUCUCGACGGCAGUCCACCACUCCUCUCAGGAACCUGUUGUCCCGACCGAGUCCCCGGCUCACCAGAAACAGCUGAACCCAUUCGAAUUGAAUAUCCACACCCUCUUUGACGAGGUCGAUACGCUGGACCCGGCCACAAGCCGCGCCAUCAGGGCAUUGUCCAUGCCUGAAUACCCGGUUCUCAAGCUCGACACGAUACAGUCGCCGUUUGAUACACCGGCGAAGACAUUGGGGGAUCCUAUUGAUACGGGUGAUGAUAUGAAGCGGAAAAAGAGUAUCGGUAGUCAGCCCAAAAAGAGCCGGGAGGGGAAAAGGCAAAAGAUUGAACAAGAUCUCCCGACGGAAAAUACAAAGUCGAUGUCGAGGAUACGAAGGUCUAUGGCCAGUCUGCUUAAACGGCGCUCGCUGAGGAGCUCUAAGUCACCACCAUCGUUGAGAACGUUGCGCAACCCCCACUCGCCGAAGUGGCUUGAUGGGGCGAGUGUAUCGGGAGAAGACGUUAGGGCUGAUGAAAAAAGAGAAGAGAAGUGGCUUGAAGCAAACGGUUUGAGUAAUGAAAAAGACAAAUUGACCUUUUGGAAUGGACAGGGACGUGGGGGACUAUGGUAA
Molecule: messenger RNA, 768 nt
Organism: Penicillium macrosclerotiorum
Lineage: Eukaryota; Fungi; Ascomycota; Eurotiomycetes; Eurotiales; Aspergillaceae
Exons: 1
Coding region: 1-768 (255 amino acids)
Source: RefSeq, a predicted model, not a curated record